Messenger RNA from Trichobilharzia szidati, 1879 nucleotides. The record is from the annotation of a GenBank genome assembly. NCBI's taxonomy places the organism in Eukaryota, Metazoa, Platyhelminthes, Trematoda, Strigeidida, Schistosomatidae.
AUGUUAAAAGGAAUCUACGAGUCGUAUUCAAAGAACAGAUAUGUCGAGAUGGAAUCUCCAGUUCUUUUAGCCGCUGUAGUUCCUGGAUCAGAAGAUGAAUCAAGUGGUUCCGAAGAAGGUGGAGAUCCUUCAGCUGAUCCUAUGUUAGUACCUCAAGUGCCAGAUGCAAAAACUGGUCGAGUGAUAGAACGCGUUUUAGGUGAUCAUCGUCUAUGGAGAAUGGCUCCGUUCAAUUUUGAAAAAUAUCCUGGAAUGAGAAUGAAUGUACCUCCGGAGAGAAUGGCUUGGACUGCUGAAUAUCCAGAUUAUUUCGCAUAUGAUGCAUGUGAAGAGGUAUUGCUAUUCCCAUCGGAAGAUGCACAUGAUGGAGAGAAUUUCACGCAUGGGAACGUGAUAUUUACUUUUGAACAUAGUGAAAAUCUACGCAGUAUCAAUUUCAAUCAAUACGAUUCUAAGGCUAAACUACGCCGACAAAGUUUACUUGGCCGUUAUCGAUUGGAUUCAACGACUGGCGCACCACUUAAUCCAAUGGGUAGAACAGGAUUAUUGGGUAAAGGAUUGUUACCACGUUGGGGACCAAAUCAUUCAUUGGUGUUAUGUAUUACACGAUGGACUAGAGAUACACGGACUGGGGCACAAGUGAUUCGAAGUAAUCGUGGUGUAUUACAGUAUUUGGCGUUGGAAAGAAAUAAAAGGUUAUGCAUGCCAUGGUAUCUAACAGAUCAUACGAACCGGUGUGACUUCGAUGAAUGUGUACCGAAACUUAUCAGCACUUUGAUAACCAGACGAGCACGUGCUAUGCUUCCAGAAAGAAGAGUUGACAAAUUAUUGAAACGAAUUGAAAAGGCUGAAGUUACACAGAUUUUCAAAGGUUAUCUUGACGACCAGUUGAAUGCUGAUAGUGCAUGGAUGGAGACAGUUGUAAUCAAUUUGCAUGAAUCUGAGAGUAAAGGUGCUCAACUUCCAGACGAUAUACUUAAGUUACUCAAUGAACCUGGUACAGAGGAACAAGUUAAAUGGGUUGAAGUAUCGCAUAGCAGUAAUCUACGCACAAGUCAUAAUUAUAUACUGAAAAAUGUUGCAGAACUUCGAAGAGCCUUUUAUUAAAACUAAUUAACUAACUAACCAGCCAACUCACUCACUCAGAUGAAUAAAAUUUGUGAAGAACAAUGUUUCCUUAUCUACAUUUCUGCAUGUCACUGAAGUAAGAGACAGACAGUGCUGCAAUAUAUUUCCUUGGAUUAAUUGUAUAUUGGCCUAAAACUGAUAAUAAAAUAUAGACAAAUAUAGAUCGAACUGUACCAACAAAAUAAAGAAUAACACAACACACACACACCAGUACUUGUGAUUCUUCCUUUCUCUAAUCACUUUACAAUUUUUGAUCAGAAAAUGGGCAGUUAGCUGGUUAGUUAGUUGAUUAGUUACAUCGACGACAGUAACGACGACGACUUUUGUUAUCGUUGCUGUUGUGCGCUGUUUCGUGUUUCUUCCUUCCUUUCUUUCUUUCUUUCAACUUGUGUGUAUUCAAACCAAAUUCUCUUCACGUUAUUGUCCUUCCUCUUUUUCUUCUUAUUAUAAUUAUUAUGUCUCACAUUGAAGCGCUACAAUGAAAUUGAUCAUUGAAUAGAAAUGAGACAAUGAAUCCUCUAAAGCGAAAAAAUAUAUAUCAAACAUCGAAACUUAGGAAUUUCAAAUGUAACCAAGAAAGCAAAGACACUAUUUCAAUGUACCAGAAUACUGUAGAGAUAAAAAAGAAAAUCCACAAGAAUAUACAAGAGUCAAGUCUUACGGAAUACUUCAGAAUUAUUCAUAUUACUACUACUACUACUAUUAUUAUUAUUACUACUAUCACUAUUAUGCAAUAAAGAAUUUCAAUGAG